Molecule: messenger RNA, 200 nt
Organism: Geodia barretti
Lineage: Eukaryota; Metazoa; Porifera; Demospongiae; Tetractinellida; Geodiidae
Source: the annotation of a GenBank genome assembly
UCCUUUUUGCAGUGCUGCUGUGGAGUUUUUACUGGAGAAUAAAGACUCAGAAUGGAGACAAUAGAAGAAAGGGAGCAAAACGAUUGGAAAAUAGAAGGAAAAUUAGAAGAGAGGCAUUUCUUGCAGAGAGAAGGCGUAGGUGGGUGUUAGUAUUGUUUCAGAAGAAACCUCCAAGGAUCUGGUGUAAAGCAAGAAGCAAG